CCGCCUACAACCACCGACAGCGUCCGAACCCAGUCCUGAGCUGACUCUGAGCUCUCCUCACAAUGUCCCAAUCCCUCCGGCCCUAUCUGCAAUGCGUGCGCACCUCGCUCACCGCCGCGCUCUCGCUGUCCAACUUCGCCUCACAAGCCUCGGAGCGACACAAUGUCCCCGAGAUCGAAGCUGCCAGCUCGCCCGAAGUCAUCCUAAACCCGCUGACGGUCUCCCGCAACGAGAACGAGCGAGUGUACAUUGAGCCGUCAAUCAACAGCGUACGCAUAAGCAUCAAGAUCAAACAAGCCGACGAGAUCGAACACAUCCUCGUACACAAAUUCACGCGCUUCUUGACGCAGCGCGCUGAGAGCUUCUAUAUUUUGCGACGGAAACCGGUCAAGGGAUAUGAUAUCAGUUUCUUGAUCACCAACUUCCACACAGAGGAGAUGUUGAAGCACAAGCUUGUGGACUUUAUCAUUCAGUUCAUGGAGGAGGUCGAUAAGGAAAUUUCAGAGAUGAAGUUGUUUUUGAACGCGAGAGCGCGUUUUGUAGCCGAGUCUUUCCUGACUCCGUUUGAUUGAGGAACGUGUGUCAAUGAGGGGUUGGACGGCAAUACAGGGGAAGUUUCAAGCACAAUGGAUCUCCUCGGAGCAGGGGCGACAUCAAGGAAGCAUACCUGGCAGCCAUGUGCUGUCAAGUGCAGAGCAUUGGCCGUAAUCAGAUAUUGAAAUGACAUCGGUCUCCAAGCAUCUGGCAAAUUCAAGAGUCACAAGGUCCCAUAGAUGUCAAUUAUCACUUCUUGCAAUGCGACAUGUUAGGGAGA
Molecule: messenger RNA, 814 nt
Organism: Parastagonospora nodorum SN15
Lineage: Eukaryota; Fungi; Ascomycota; Dothideomycetes; Pleosporales; Phaeosphaeriaceae
Exons: 2
Coding region: 63-572 (169 amino acids)
Biological process (GO): actin filament polymerization; Arp2/3 complex-mediated actin nucleation
Cellular component (GO): actin cytoskeleton; Arp2/3 protein complex
Molecular function (GO): actin filament binding
Source: RefSeq, a predicted model, not a curated record